Aspergillus niger is the source of this 690-nucleotide messenger RNA. RefSeq lists its product as hypothetical. The record is from RefSeq and is a predicted model, not a curated record. Bases 1 to 690 code for a protein of 229 amino acids. The transcript has 6 exons. NCBI's taxonomy places the organism in Eukaryota, Fungi, Ascomycota, Eurotiomycetes, Eurotiales, Aspergillaceae.
AUGGGGAAGCUGUCUUGCCGAGCUAUCUGGGCAUUCUCUUGCUUGCCGACGGCCGGGAAAAGGGACAUCCAGGAAGCAGAAUCUCGCUCCAGAACUGUUCAGAUAGCUAGCGAACCAAGCCUUGCCGAUCCGGGCACGCAAGGAGGGCCAAGAUUAUCUGGGGUUGAAGAGCCCAAAGGGAGGCUCAAUCGACUGCGGGGAGUUAGUCCAGCCAAGCGAGAUGGCGCGCCCUGCAAAGCUCCGGUUUGCGGCGACGCGAUUCAGAACGCAUCCAUGGACAGACCGACACGCUUCGGAGAGGAAGGUGUUGGACAGCGGGACCUCGCGAGCGCAGGUGACUCGAUUCCCCGACUGGAUUGGGAUGCCGAGUGCUACCUCACUAUCUUACUUGGGGACUCCCGACCUGUCCAGUCUGGUUUGAAGGGUCACGGUGAGUGGAUGUUAUUUUCCCAGCUGGACGAGAGACUCCAAUGUCUCGCGCAGCUGAGGGGAAAGGGUACCGGUAUGUACUCCGUACCGGUGGGCCGCGCUACUGGUCCUCCCCGGUACCAACCAGUUACUAGUGAGGCCGAUGUCGCGGGAGACAAAACUAAACUGGAGUGGUUCCAGUUCGGGACCAGGACCGUGAGCGGGCUAGCCUUGGGACUAACUGCUAGUCCAAUAUGCGGAAGUCGGGAAUUCCGCAGAUAG